Molecule: messenger RNA, 945 nt
Organism: Aspergillus aculeatus ATCC 16872
Lineage: Eukaryota; Fungi; Ascomycota; Eurotiomycetes; Eurotiales; Aspergillaceae
Product: RNA methyltransferase
Exons: 4
Coding region: 65-787 (240 amino acids)
Biological process (GO): 7-methylguanosine cap hypermethylation; 7-methylguanosine RNA capping
Cellular component (GO): nucleus
Molecular function (GO): RNA cap trimethylguanosine synthase activity
Source: RefSeq, a predicted model, not a curated record
GCGAUCGAGUCAAGCAGCAGAACCUGUUAGAGAUUCUUCUUGGGGAUUUUCCGCUCCCUGCUUAAUGGCGCGCGAUCCAAAGGAAGAUGUGCCUCCGCCGGAGGUGCAUCACUACUACGAGCUCGGAGAAGUGCCGUGGGAUAUCCAGAAUUAUUGGGCUCAACGAUACAAGAUCUUCUCCAAGUAUGACGAGGGGGUGUGGUUGACCGAUGAUGCCUGGUUCGGUGUGACUCCGGAGCCCGUGGCCAAUAAGAUUGCAGAGCAUAUGGCCAGCUCCGCGCCCGCGGACAAAAUGGUUCUGGUGGAUGCUUUCGCCGGGGCUGGCGGCAACUCCAUUGCCUUUGCCCUCUCCGGCCGGUGGAAGCGUGUCUACGCCAUCGAGAAGAACCCGGCCGUCCUGCAGUGCGCGAAACACAACGCCAAGAUCUACGGCGUCGCGGACCAGAUCACCUGGUUUGAGGGGGACUGCUUCGAGAUUAUCAAGAAUCAAUUGAUGGAUCUGGCUCCGUACAGUGUUCUGUUCGCUAGUCCGCCUUGGGGAGGACCCGGCUACCGGUCGGAUAAAGUCUUUAACCUCAGGACGAUGGAGCCUUACUCGUUGGCGAAAUUAUACAAUGAAUACUCGCUGUUCACCGAGCACAUGGUUCUCUAUCUUCCGCGGACCUCGGAUGUGAAGCAGAUGGCCAAGGUGGUCAAGGACGGGCAGAAUGCAACGGUGAUGCAUUACUGCAUGGAGGGUGCGAGCAAAGCCCUCUGUGUAUACUAUGGUGGGUUCGAUUUGCAAUGAUGGCUUGUGCUGCUUCUUGCUUUCUUGUUUUCACUAGAAUUGUUUGUUGGGCCUGCUGAAUCUAGCUGAUGCGGAGAUGAAGCUCACCCCGUUUGGAUAUGCUCGCAGGCUUGCACUUUACUGUACAUUAUUGUCUGGUUAUAAGUAAUCAAAUACCC